AUGGCGGAGGGGACUGUUGCAACGCCUUUAACGGGCGAAAAUCUCGUUCCGCAAGGCGUUCGCGACGAGACGGCACUACCACAAACACCACAAACAGCACUACACCGUGAUUCCGCUGAAGCAGCGGAUACGCCAAAUACUGCGCAGAUCAAAAAUUGGAUCCGUAUCACUCUACGAUCCGGGAUUACGCGGAUGGAGCAACUCGUAAAGCUGGCGGACCUGAUGGUACGCCAGCUACGCAACCACCCCAACGAUCAGCUGAAUGGACUCCUGAGCCAAGGAUUCGCGCAGCAGGUCAAGAUCUUUGCCAUCUCGCAAGGCGAGAGUACGGAAGCGAUCACUCAAUUCAAGGGGCUGCUUGAAAAGGUCCACGAGGAUAUUACCGCGAUUCGUACAACGACUACGCAGAUAUCACAAUCGAGCAAUGGAUCGGGAACGUCCACAUCUGACUCCGCAAUGCUCUGGAAAAUGGUGCAAACGCAGGCCUGGCAGACCGCAAUCCGCAGUGCGUCCACGCCUCAAUCCCAAAGCGCCGGCUCAUCCACCCCUGGAGUCAACCAUGCGGAGCUGGGCAUGGAUUGCGAAAUCGUGGUCAAGAUUCGCGACGAUUCGGAGCGCGCACUCGUAAAAAGACUCCAACCCAAGGACAUCGUGAUCCGUGCCGAGAAAGCGAGGGCUCACGCAGCGAAGAGCACUCCAAGCCUCGCUCUCGCUGGCCACGGAUUCACCGCCGCACGUCAACUCCCAUCGGGUGAUAUCAGCCUCCGCGCGAGCCAUGCCGCCGGAGCCGAGGUCCUUCGCAAGCAUUGCACGGGUUGGGUGCAGACCUUUGAUUGA
Talaromyces atroroseus is the source of this 837-nucleotide messenger RNA. RefSeq lists its product as hypothetical. The transcript has a single exon. The record is from RefSeq and is a predicted model, not a curated record. Lineage: Eukaryota; Fungi; Ascomycota; Eurotiomycetes; Eurotiales; Trichocomaceae. Bases 1 to 837 code for a protein of 278 amino acids.